Molecule: messenger RNA, 1979 nt
Organism: Annulohypoxylon maeteangense
Lineage: Eukaryota; Fungi; Ascomycota; Sordariomycetes; Xylariales; Hypoxylaceae
Exons: 1
Coding region: 657-1514 (285 amino acids)
Biological process (GO): peptidyl-proline hydroxylation to 4-hydroxy-L-proline
Cellular component (GO): endoplasmic reticulum
Molecular function (GO): iron ion binding; L-ascorbic acid binding; procollagen-proline 4-dioxygenase activity
Source: RefSeq, a predicted model, not a curated record
AAGCAGAGCCCUGGAGGCUUUAAUUGAAUAAAUAGCGCUGUAGUGCAGGCCUAAAAUAGCCUUAAUGCGUUGGAUGCAUCGGGAUCCUUCAGGGCUAUUGGAUACCGCCACGUCUAGCCCUAUUUCGCCCUGUAAAUAUUGGUGCCUGCCUUGGACAACAUUCUCAACACGCUAAUUUCAAUUUCUUAACUCACCGUGAUCCAUGACUCCAAGGUUCUUCCCAUUAAGAACACAUAGGCGAGUUCAACAUUGACAGUUUACCUGCACAUUGAAAUCUGUCUCUUCAAUGUCUUCCCUACCGUACUACGGUACCUAACAAUAAUGCGGCCAUUUCUACCGGUCAUACGAGAUACUGAUCGCAGAUCUCAAACUGCGCCGCAGCCCAUGCCCUCUACUCCCGUAAUACAUGAUCAAGUUGGGGUGGCAUGAUUUAGGCAUCGCUUCCCUGCGUAUAAGGCUGCCAUGUUUCGUUUCCUAUAAAAUGGAAUACUAUGCGCCUUUCGCAAGUUAUCAACUGGCUACCUACACUAGACGGCUUCUAGCUUCAUACUAGAACAUUAUCUUCCAAUUCCCAGCUACAACUUACACGACAACAUCGUUGGUUGGUUCCCCAAUCCAUCACACACCCCACACCACGAAAGCGGUGUAAAGCAACAAUGUCAGGCACACUGAUAAAAACAUCCUACGCCUCCAAGGCCGUCGACGUGCCCCCCGACUUCCUCAGGACAGACCCUUCCGACGCGGAAGCCAUCACCUUCAAGCAGAUCGACUUCACCAACUCGCCACUCCCGGAAUUCAAGGGGCUAUACGCAGUAGUACUAGACCACGUCCUGAGCCCGUCUGAAUGCGCCCAACUUAUCAAGUUCGCGGAAGCCAGCGUCGCAGACGAGAACCGAAGCAAGGAGACCGGGUUGCCGUGGUCGCCGGCCCUGGUUAACGCCGGAGGCGGCUACGAGGUCAGCAGCCCGACGUACCGUAAUAGCGACCGCAUCAUCUGGGAUAACCAGGACAUGGUGGAUCGGAUCUGGGGACGGCUCGAGCGCGUGCCGGAGAUCAGGGAGAGCUUGAUCUCGUUCACGCAGGAGUCGACGCGUGUUGUUCUUAGGUCGAGGGCUGAGGGCGGCGCGCCGGCUCGAAAGCCGGAGGUGUGGGAUUUCCAUUGCGUGAACAAGCGCAUGCGCUUUUUGAAGUAUGGGAAGGAUCAGUUUUUCCGCCCGCACUGCGACUCCCCGUAUGGUGAGGUGACGGACGAUGGGCAUGCGGUGAUGACGCAUUAUACGCUGCAUUUGUACUUGAACGAUUCGAAGCAGGAGGUUGGGGAGAAGUCUGAACUGGUCGGGGGCGCGACGUCGUUCUUGUCGUCGAAUCAGGAGCGCAAACUUGAUGUUGAUCCGAAGGCUGGGAGGAUUCUGAUUUUCCAGCAUAGGAGGCUGUAUCACUCGGGCGAUGAGGUAAAGGCUGGAACUAAGUACACGAUGAGGACGGAUAUCAUGUAUCGGCAACGAGUUUCGUAGUCUUAACCUGAGAAGACUGCUUAGGAAGAUUAUGUGAGGGUUUAUGGUGCAUUCAUUUGUUUUGUAGCGUUAGUAUGCUACGCAUUUUUACGAAAUAUUCGUAGAUAGGUAGCUUUAAGUAAAUCUUCAUAUCCUCGAUUUUAGUCCGUAGCUAUAUUACUCAGUACCUUCAUCAGAAUGUUAACAUUUGGCUUGUCUCGAUAGCUUCCACCUCCAGCCUCUUUUUAUUCGCAACUCACCUUGAAUUUCCUUUUCAGACCACUAAACUCCGAGCGUGUAACACACCACCAACACCAACCCCUAUCAAGGCCAUAUCUCCCUAAUCCCCUUCAGCGCCUUACAAUCCGCCUUAUGCCCCAACUCAUUCCACCCACGCACCUGGCACUCCGUACCACAAUACGCAACAACGCCACAGCCCGUACACCGCAUCAGCUUCCCUUCGCCCCCCUCAUCCUUCCCACACGC